Messenger RNA from Jaculus jaculus (lesser Egyptian jerboa), 2260 nucleotides. It is a transcript of the gene Tmem200a, whose product is annotated as transmembrane protein 200A. The record is from RefSeq and is a predicted model, not a curated record. Bases 171 to 1637 code for a protein of 488 amino acids. NCBI's taxonomy places the organism in Eukaryota, Metazoa, Chordata, Mammalia, Rodentia, Dipodidae. The transcript is spliced from 3 exons.
GCCGCCGCCUCUGCUGCUCGCUGGAGUGGCCCGACGUCGCGACAGCUCCGGGAGAGAGGAGCCCCCGAGAGGCCUCAGGACCCCCGAGCCCGUGCGCUCAGGACAGGUUUUGAGGAGACAAGUUAGCACCAUAGCAUCGCCUCUCUGCAUCUCAGGCGCAAGGCGGAGCUAUGAUAGCCACGGGCGGAGUGAUCACGGGCCUGGCGGCUCUGAAGAGGCAGGACUCGGCCCGGUCCCAGCAGCACAUCAGCGUCAGCCCGUCGCCCGCGGCGCAGGAGCAGAGACCGGCGAGGCGGCGCCCGCGGGCUGAUGUGGUGGUGGUUCGCGGGAAAAUCCGGCUUUACUCGCCGUCGGGCUUUUUCCUGGUUUUGGGAGUGCUGAUCUCCAUCGUGGGGAUCGCCAUGGCCGUCCUGGGCUACUGGCCCCAGAAGGAGCACGUCAUCGACGCCGAAACCACCCUGUCCACCAACGAGACGCAGGUGGUCCGCAGCCAGGGCGGGGUGGUGGUCCGCUUCUUCGAGCAGCACCUGCACUCGGAGAAGAUGAAGAUGCUCGGCCCCUUCACCAUGGGCAUCGGCAUUUUCAUUUUCAUCUGCGCCAACGCCAUUCUCCACGAAAACCGCGACAAGGAAACCAAAAUCAUCCACAUGAGGGACAUCUACUCCACGGUCAUUGACAUCCACGCGCUGAGGCUCAAAGAGCACCUGAACGGCGUCUACUCGGGGCUGGCUGUUGAGGCGGCCGAGCUGAAGCAGAACGGGGGCUCCUGCACCCCCAGACUGGCCGCAGCAGGCACCCUGACCUCCUUCCCCGGGGUGCGGGGCAGCUUCCGGGUGGACAGCUCGGUGGAGGAGGACGAGCUGAUGCUGAGCGAGAGCAAGAGCUUGGGGCGCCUCGUGCCCCCGUUGCUGUCCGACAGCUCCGCCUCGGUCCUUGGCCUCUACCCACCUCCUCCCAAGACCCCCGAGGAGAAGACCAAGAAAUGUGAGACCAAGUCCAUUGUGUCGUCGUCCAUCAGCGCUUUUACGCUGCCUGUCAUCAAACUUAAUAACUGUGUCAUCGAUGAGCCCAGCAUAGACAGCAUCACCGAGGACACCGGCAACCUCAAAAGUCGGUCCAGGAAUCUGUCCAUGGACUCCCUCGUGGUCCCGCUGCCCAGCGCCGGGGAGGCCUUCCAGCCCGCCAGCUUGGGGCUCCCACGAAAUAGCUCUGUCGGGCAGUCUCUGUCCAGUCAGUACAAGUCCUCUGUCACCCUCGGACCCGGAACUGGACAGCUCUUGUCUCCCGGGGCCGCUAGGAGACAGUUCGGCUCUAACACGUCCUUGCAUUUUCUCUCAUCACACUCAAAGUCCUUAGACUUGGACCGGGGUCCCUCCACCCUCACGGUCCAGGCAGAGCAGAGGAAGCACCCCAGCUGGCCUCGGUUGGAUCGGAGCAACAGCAAAGGGUACAUGAAGCUGGAGAACAAAGAGGACCCGAUGGAUCGGCUGCUUGUACCCCAAGCCGCCAUCAGGAAAGACUUUACCAACAAGGAGAAGCUGCUCAUGAUUUCAAGGUCUCACAAUAAUUUGAGUUUUGAACAUGAUGAGUUUUUGAGUAACAACCUAAAGCGAGGAACUUCUGAAACAAGGUUUUAGUGUUUCAAAAGUUAUCAUUUUCUAAGGGUAUAGAUUUUAAACUGUUAUAAUCAGUGUUUCCUUCUUAAAGCAUUGGUUGUAAGGUUUUUUUCAAUCAAAUGGUUCGUAGUGUUUUCGAAUCAACUGGUUAACUGUAAUGAGAUGGUUGUACUUGUGGGUUACUGACGACUGAGUUCCCUAAAUUAUGACAAAGGGUUUUGUUCUCCCACUGCGUGAAAGCAUGGUUUCAUCUAUCAGUGUGAACACAAUAUACUUGCAUUCAUAUUAAAAACUUGCUUUACUUUUAAAUUCUUUCACUGAAUGUCAUCUUCAGAGUAAAGUGACCAGUAUAGGGGGGACAAAACGAACCAAAAUGAGGACAGAAAGUGACAAGUUUAGGCCCCAUACUUAACCUUCAUUUAUCGAUAUCUGGGUGAAAAUCUUAGAAUGUGAUUUUUUUCUGAAUGAUUUUUUAUAUAGUGUUGGUUAAAUUGUUUAAGAGGAGACAGAUCUAGUUUCUCUGUGAACUAAAUAAUAUAAAUUUGUAAAUUGGCUGUGAAUCUCACUCAGUUUCAGGUAGACACUAUCCUUUUCAACAUUAGUUCUAUUUGGGUGACAUUUUUAUCAGGAAACCAUGUAUUCAC